Molecule: messenger RNA, 7046 nt
Organism: Aspergillus homomorphus CBS 101889
Lineage: Eukaryota; Fungi; Ascomycota; Eurotiomycetes; Eurotiales; Aspergillaceae
Exons: 7
Coding region: 286-7011 (2241 amino acids)
Biological process (GO): replication fork processing; double-strand break repair via homologous recombination
Cellular component (GO): Cul8-RING ubiquitin ligase complex; nucleus
Source: RefSeq, a predicted model, not a curated record
CAGCUCGUCCCUGCGAAGAACAACCCGCCACCCUUUCAUUGACUCCCGGUCUAGAAGCCCGUGGAAGCUUGCAUCGUCGCAUCCUCCUCAACGUCUAUAUAAUUUGCCUCACAAUCUACCGAACCCUGAGUCAUCCUCGGUCGCGAAAAACCCGCCGUCAUCGUCCGUCCGCCAGCCCUGUCCUUCUUACACACGCGAACCCAGUCUGCCAUCCAACCAUCCGAGUUCUGUCGCCACCGCGGGAUGGAGAGCUAGGGAGAUGGGCCAUCCGUGCCAGGAAUACUAAUGGAAUCAUGGCGGGAGCGAGGCUUUGUACCGGACUCAGACUCGGAGGACGGGUUCGAAAGCCAGGAGACGCUCAAUUCCCGCAAAGAUGACGAGCAUAGUGUCGGAGGAUCCGCGGUUGCUGCUGCGACCUCGGCUGGUGUCGUAGCCAACACACGACUUGACGGAUCUCAAAACAGAGGUACAGACCCUCUGCAGGAACCGACCGGCAGCACUCGAGGCCAUUCGCCGACUCUUGGUUCGAUCGAUGAAGAUGGCCCCCCGCUCGAUCACCUUGGGGACGAACCCUCGCCGCCCGCCGAUCGUUCGUACGAGGAAGCACUGCCGCACCAGGCGGCAGAUGAGAAUGAGGAGAAUACCCCUCGCGCCCGCGGGAAAUUGGCUGAGGGGGAUAAGGCCUUGAAAGAUGCGCAUGGCAGCGCCUCGUCGACGCCACGGGCACCGGAGAAAGCGGGAUAUCGGGAUAUUUCCAGCUCUGAGGAUGAAUUGCAGUUUGAACACAUGCGUUCCCGAAAGCCAGCCCGGGUGUAUACUCGAGUCAAGCGUGUUAGUGAACCGCAACAGCCGGAAAUGGACUAUGAUAUUUCAACACCGUCGUCGCCUCUGUCUUCGCUUGAUUCUUUGCGUCUGGAGGAUGACGAUGAGCACGAUCACGCGGAUGAUAUUGCUGGGGAUCUUGACGGUCAGACACGGCAAGGAGAGGAGACGUCCAACAUCCGGACGGCGCUAGAAGAUUUGAUGGAGCUGGAUAUGCCGGAGGAGAAUUUGAUCGAGCAGGAUACAGACCUCCCGCCGCUGGAUAUUCCUGAACACCUACUAGAUGAGCUCUCCCAACCGGCGCGAAGAUCACUUCGAGAGCGCAAAGCCAUUCAAUUGCAUCCUUAUAUGCUGGAGGAUGCGAAGUAUCGAAAUCUUAUGCGUGCGCGAGGAGUCAAACCAGUGCGCGUGGCUCAGCAGGAAAUCAACCGUCUUGCUGCCGAAGAAAGCCAGAACCAGGAUUAUGUCGAUCAAGCAGAACCAAUGUCGGAUAGCCUGGGAGCUGAAUUUGAGUAUUUGCCAUCUUCUCCGCUCGAACCUCGACGUCCUGUCGAGAAAAGAUCCGUCGAAUUGUCUCCCGAGCGCCAUCAUCAUCAGGCCCUACCAGCUCAAUCCACUAACCGCCUCGUGGGCCCUCAUAUAAAGAGGCGGAAGUUGUCCAAAACGCCGAAUGACCAUCAAACUCCUCAAACCAAGGCCCGCUUACAGGUCGUCAUUGAUAACGGUUCAUUCCCCGCACGCCAGGCAGAUGUGCCUGUUUUUGAUAUUCCCAGCCCACCACGCUCUGAGGAUGAUGAUCUAUCCUCUGAAGCAGAACCUUCAAAGACCUUCCGUUUUCCUAGGGGCUUUACACCUGCUUUGAAUACACCUAACGGUCUGGACGAUGGGCAAUCCCCGGCGGCCCCUAGCCCUCUGACAGAGGAAAGGCACGCGGUAGUUAGCGAAGCAGAACAAGAGGAAACAGACAACGAAAAAAACGACGAGGAUGACGCUGCAAUAAGGCGGCGAUACCAACGACGCAUCAAGGGAGUCCUCCCGGCAUCGUGGCUGCGCUCAGCGCAAAGAGCUCAUGAAAGGCUAACGUCGAGAGCGGACGAUUCGAGAGGCGUUGCCAGGAAAAUAAUGAAGAAUCGCGGGGAUGCUAGACCGCCAAGCUCCAUAAAUGCUCUGCGACAGCUUGCCGACUCUGAUAGUGAAGAAGACCCGGAGGAUAGAGAAGCUGACGACGAAACCGCCUCGCGUCAAUUGAUGGCUAGACUAGGACUGGAGAACCCAUUCUUGGAUGAAGACUUGGAUGAUGACAUCCCAGAAGAUAACCGAAUCGAUAACAUUAUCAAAGCCCGAAAGCAUGUGAAAAAGCACACAGGCGUUGCGAUAGAUGGAGUUCCUUCUAAGCUCGUGGGCAAACGGUCUCGCCUCCAAAGACAAGCAAGACUGACGGAUCCCAGAUAUCGGGCGCAGAAGCGAGAGAAGCAAAAGGCCCCAGACUUGCCUAAAAUCGGCGUUUUAGAUGCCCCAGAUGUUGUGGUUGCAGCACGAAAGGCACGUUCUCGCCAGGAUAAGGGAAGGCGAAGCCCCUCUCGGAAGGUCUUCAAGUUAAAUUCACGGGCAGAUACUGAAGAAGCAAAUGUUUCGCUGCGCGAAUGGCGAGCUGGGAAUCUUCGACAAACUCGACUGCCUAAUAUUCAGACUAAACCACCUUCCAAGUCGCAGGCCCAGUCACGAGUUUCCAGAAAGACACAAAGUCUGUUUAGCUCUCGAGCGAGGCCACAGCCUAGCGGAAUCACCACAUCUUCUCUAUUGCCAGCAUAUUUGCCUCGAGGAAAUGAAGCCGGUGUUGAUGAGCAUCGAUCUAAUAUGGAUUCGACUACCCUGCCUCAGAUGCUGAAGAGUGACACCGUGGCCAAGAACAAAAGCCUACCUAAGCGGUCAAAUAACAAAUGGAUUAUUCAAAGGAAUUUCGCAGUAACAUCCUUUACGAGAAACGGUUUCAGGCCUGCCUUAGUUGAGAAAGAGAACCUCGCCGGACGGCCAGUGUCAUCCGUGUCUUUUCAACGAACAUUAUCGCUCUUGAACCGAGACUACCGCGGCCAACACCUUCUUCAAGCGAGACGUGGGAAUUUGCUUAUGGAUAGAUUCAUUUCAAGCCGCAGCUCGACCCCUGUGCCUAGAGACAAGUCAAAUGAGCGCGCCAGUGCCAACAUGCCUGAUAAAGCGGGCGCCAGAACGCUUCCAUUACAAGUCCAGUCACAACGUCGCGAAGCAAGGAAACGUCCGCCAAGGCGCCUGGACAUCAAUGCGUUUCAUGAACAAGAAUCGCAGUCGCAGCUUCAUGAUACUGUAGUUUCGGACUUACACUGGCGAGCGGAGGAUUUACAGCCCACAAGCUGUCCCGUUGGGGCACUUGAAGGUCUGCAACGAACGUAUACCAUUGAGUUCAACAUCACUCCAUUGAUUGCAGGGACUUUCUUCCACGAGUCAACUUUCAUUGGAAGUGGAGAAUUCCGUCGCUCGCUCAAUGUUCUGGCUAGAAACCUUGACAUCGAGGCUGGAUUCUUCACAUUGUAUAUCGAAGAUGAACGUUAUCGAUGGAAUGCUUGGAAUGAUGCCGUAUCCUCCGGCCUCGGAAUUGCCUUCGACAAAAUUGUCGAAGAACUGGAUAGACUCGUCGCUGAAUUAGCGGGUUCUUUCACUGUAAGUAGCGCAAAGCAGGGCUGCAUCAUUUACAGAUCUUUGGUGAAGUACAUUACGGAGAACUUGUCUUUCAUUGACCCUGUUGAUAGAACAGGGUUUGUGAAGCGAGCGCAAAGCCUUGUUUGCAAGGUCAAUGAUACUCUGGCCACGCUAGUUCCGACAACUGAGUCGGAUAUGGAGUACCUCCUGACCAUUUCUACUUACAAUACUGUCUUUGCGAAUGUGAUAUUUCAGAUAGCUGGACAUGAUCUUGUCGAAGGGAGCCUUGCCCAUGAAACGCUGACUUCAAUGAAGCUGGCAUCCAAGCAGGCUGUCUCCAUGAUCGCAAGCGAGUUGGGCCAAUCCAGUAUUCGCAGACUCCUUGGCGACCUCGAAUCUACUGAGCGGCGCGAAGCGGGCAUUCGCUGCGGAAAUUUUCCCGCUGAAGCCUAUGUAAUUGUUCGACAUGUUUUGCGUAACACGGACAUCUUGAAAGGAUAUUUUGAGGACCUUUUAGCGCAGUCCUACACAAUGACUGAUGAGGGAGACGUGAGCAACUCAAAAAAUGUGACUGAACUGGAAGCUGCGUGGCACCGCGUCUUCACGACCUUGCCUUUGAAUGAGUUCGAUGUACGUGGGAUUGCCCAAAUUGGUUCUCGAUUCCGUCAGCAGAACGACAAUUGGCCCGUGAUCAAGAUGCUGUUAUGUCCUGCGCUAGAGAGCUACGAGGCUACUUCUGCGGUGCAACCCGUCUCUUACUACAAUUAUUGCCGAGCCUUGUUCCAUAGAUGUUUCCAUCUCAUUAAUGGCUGGGGCUGGAGAGACUGCAAACCAGUCUUGGAUACGCUGUACGAUUUCUUCGCCAAGAAUACUUUGUACAAUUUGAGACAUGAGGAGAGUUAUAGGUCGCCAGCUUUCCUUGAUGAACUCGAUCGCAACCCUUCACUGGACGUGCAGCCUGGAGAACCAUGCUUCCAUAUAUUGCUGAAGAUCAUUGCAAGUGGACUGAGGUCCUUGUCCAAGUCUUAUGACAAGAGAAAGAUACGGAACUUUGCUUGGCGCUUGUUGCCAAACCAUGGCCGGAUGUAUCCGAAGGAGAAACCAGUUCAACAAACAGAUUUAGACGCGCUGAGAAAUCAUCACGACCUCCUCUGCACGCUAUAUUAUGCCGUUCCUGACGGCUGUCGGCCCCGGCUGGAAACCAUUCGGGAUCUUGUUCAGCCUGCCAGCUCUCAUAGGGAGACUUGCAAUAUAAGUCUUCGUUCCUGGGAUCGACUAGUCCGCUUCAAGCUUUCGACCGAUGAAGAGGUGUCGGGGCUCGAGCCAUUUGCUGACUGGCACUGUUAUUUCGUGACCGAGCUACUCAAGCAGCAUGCGAUGGCCCGUCAAGAAAUUGAGGCGCAAAAUACGGCUGGCAACCACUUCUCGAACAAUUUGGUAGAGAAAACAAUAGCCCAAAACCAGCGACAGAUCGAGUCCUUGCUGAAGAUCGCUCUGAGCAGCCUACAAGGUGCCGUCAGGGCAGCGCCGACAGUACAGCAUGCUCAAAAGCUAGUGUCCAAGAUGCCAGUGAAAGCGCUGCUAGGGCUCUUUAACCCGCAGCUAGCUCGCGUUAAUACAAUUGUUACUGAAACCCUCCUAGUGAUCCUUGCUUAUCUUGACAAAUGCAACGUGUCUCAAGCGCAAGCAUCAGAGGUAGCAAGUGCUCCUGUUGCAGUGGACGACGAUAGUCAAGAGUAUGGGGACUGGACCGAUAUCGAAGCCGUAUACGAUCAGAUUACAACAAUAUCGAAACCUGAAAUCGAGUACGUGGAGCAAGUGUUUCACCCGGCCGUGUCCAGGCUUGUAUCCAACUGCUUCGGUGAAGACUAUUGUCCUGAGGAUGCCAUACUUCUUGGCGCCGUGGAAUGCUGGACCUCUAUCGCACAAACGCUUGCCAAGCACGGACUGCGCCAUUGGGACAGCUAUCUUAGUCCUUACAGUGGCGACUCAUGGUCAGCACUUCGAUCAACCAUGCAAACAAGAAAGUUUACGCCCUUCUUCCUGGCAAGCUGCAUCGAGAAAGACGCCCGGUUUGUUGUUGAAUGUAGGGUUAAUAUACUCGGCAUGUGGAUGGCCAGCUUAGUCGAGAGGGUAGCCCUAUUGAAGUUCCAGCACCGCUUGACGGAAGCCUUGUUGAACCAGGCGGGAGACGACCUUGUGUUGCGCAACUUACCUUUCGCUCUGGACUGCAAGCAGGGACGGUAUUCGCUCACCUUGGAAGAUAUCACUCAGCGUCGCUUGUCACUCAUAUCCAGUCUCUUGUCAAACAUGCGCUCGCACCUGCAAAACCUUGAUGAUGCUGGCGCACGCGAAUACUCGAGCACGAAGCAGGAAUACGGGGAGAUGAUACAAAAAAUGAUGUCCUCGAUGAAAGCCAAUUACCAAGAGCUAGGGAAUGGCACAAAGAGCGUGCAGGGCACCUAUGUUGAUCUCGUCCAUCGGGUGGUUGGGUUCCUUCAACAACACAGCAGAGAUAUAUGCCCUAUUGAUCCAUUUUUCACCGAUCCCGCUUCUUUCCCCCUGCCGUCUGCUGACCCGACGUAUAUUGUCGCAAGAUUGAAGAGCUACGAGCCAAAGAUUUCGUCCGAGAAGGUUGCGAAGACCCUCGUUGUGUUUGUGCAGAGUGUCUCGGAGAGAGCUGCCAUCGAUGGUCAACAGGAUUACCUCGUCAAUCAACUCCAUUCAGCAAUGGCAGAGACCUAUGAAAGAGGCAACCCGGUCAAGCCCACCCUGAGAUCGACAUUGUUGCAGGCUGUAUUUCCAGCUUAUCUCGAAAUAGCCUUCAGUAGCCGGGCAGCUUGGAUUCUAAGUCGCCCGGUUAUCCUGAACAUUAGCCUCGUCUUCAAAAGCCUUCUCUUUAACCUGGACUCUACAGACUCUGCGUGCACUGGAUCAAUUAUGAAUAUCUUUGCCUCCGUUUUUGAGCCAUCGUAUCAUUCAUUGCAGCUUGCUCUUGUUAAUAAUGUGAAUUUGCUCAACAACCCGGCUACAGCAAUCACCGCCGCCUCGUUCUUCGACAUGAUCACAUCCGCCUUGCCCAUCAUUGACUACUUCGAUCGCGGAACCAUAAACAGCCAAGCAGCUGUUGACAAGGUCAUUCUCCAGAUUCGUGCCUUCCGUCAACUCGCUCUUUUUACUCUUUCCCAACUUUGUGGAGAGGACGAACUUCAUCUUUCCGCAGCCACCUCAUCUGGCGAUUUUACUUCGGCGUCUACAACCCCAACCUUCUUCUCCGACCUCCGCCGCAGCGCUACCCGCGAACUGCAGUCCUACAUCCACGAGAACUGGUCCUGUCACCAGGGAAAAUACUACUUCACCCGCCGAGGCGGUCACCAACCGCAAGAAGUCGAGAUGCAACCUGCGGUGGCUGCCCAACUCGAGCAAUCUCCUUUGCUUGCGUUGACAGAUGCGGCUCAUAAAUUCCUGGAUAUAUUAGGAAGACUUGGUUUUGUCGAGGAGGAGGCGGACGAAUGAGGUCUCCUGGUACAGGCCUACGUCUUGGCUCCCUC